GGAAUUCUGAAUAGUUAUAAUCUUGUUACACAAAUGAAAAUAAUUUAUAUUAAAUAUUUGUACCGGUUUGUAUGCUACUUCAGUCUCGAAAAGGGUUAAUCACCGAAAACAAGCCCCAUUUACCAUUUGAUUAUAUAUUUUUUUGGCACUUUGAGAGUAUUAAAAAUAGAUAUUCAUUCAAAAUAACUGAAAAUUUUCUAUUUAAAUAUCAUUAAAAUAUUUGCAUUGUUUAAAGAAAAAGUUUUUUUUGUACAAUACAUCCCUGUUAUGCAAAAUUUAUCGAUAAUUUUUACGUUUACUCAACGAUAAUGCAGUUCUAUUUAACUGCAAUGUCGCUGGUAAAGCGGUGCGCCUUUCUUUCUGUUUGACCACGUUCCGUGCGAGACGUUUUUUAAUACAAAAUGAGCCUUAAUAUCUCGAAAAAACGCAAGUUCGUUGCCGAUGGCAUGUUCAAGGCUGAAUUGAACGAGUUCUUGACUCGUGAGCUCGCCGAGGAUGGUUACUCUGGAGUUGAGGUCCGCGUUACCCCUGCUCGCACUGAAAUCAUCAUCAUGGCCACUAAAACACAACAAGUGUUGGGUGAGAAGGGUCGUCGUAUUCGUGAGCUGACCGCUAUGGUACAAAAGCGUUUUAAUUUCGAGCCUGGUCGCAUCGAAUUGUACGCCGAGAAAGUGGCCACUCGUGGUCUGUGCGCUAUUGCACAGGCUGAGUCUUUGCGUUAUAAAUUGACCGGAGGUUUGGCGGUGCGUCGAGCCUGUUAUGGUGUAUUGCGUUUCAUUAUGGAAUCGGGUGCCAAGGGCUGUGAAGUCGUUGUGUCCGGUAAAUUGCGCGGUCAACGUGCCAAGUCAAUGAAAUUCGUUGACGGUCUGAUGAUCCACUCUGGUGAUCCAUGCAACGAUUACGUUGAAACAGCUACCCGUCACGUAUUGUUGCGUCAAGGUGUUUUGGGUAUUAAGGUGAAAAUUAUGUUGCCCUACGAUCCCAAGAACAAGAUCGGCCCCAAGAAGCCACUGCCCGACAAUGUGUCGGUUGUGGAGCCAAAGGAGGAGAAGAUUUAUGAAACUCCUGAGACAGAAUACAAAAUCCCACCACCCAAACCAUUGGAGGAAUUGGUGGAAGUACCAAAAGUUUUGUAAAUUUUUAAUUUAAAAGAUAUGCUUUUAUAUAGAAAAGUAAAUGUGUAAAAAAAAAUAAAUGAAAAAAUCAAUUUGUCAUUUGGAGUUUUGAUAAAAUAAUGAUGAGGAAAUAAGUGUUUGUACAUAAAUGAAA
Molecule: messenger RNA, 1269 nt
Organism: Bactrocera oleae (olive fruit fly)
Lineage: Eukaryota; Metazoa; Arthropoda; Insecta; Diptera; Tephritidae
Gene: RpS3
Product: ribosomal protein S3
Biological process (GO): positive regulation of apoptotic signaling pathway; translation
Cellular component (GO): cytosolic small ribosomal subunit; nucleus
Molecular function (GO): RNA binding; structural constituent of ribosome
Source: RefSeq, a predicted model, not a curated record